This is a messenger RNA of Mytilus californianus (California mussel), 435 nucleotides long. RefSeq names its product rhodopsin-like. Gene Ontology annotation, cellular component: membrane; photoreceptor outer segment. The record is from RefSeq and is a predicted model, not a curated record. Gene Ontology annotation, biological process: G protein-coupled receptor signaling pathway. Gene Ontology annotation, molecular function: G protein-coupled receptor activity. Lineage: Eukaryota; Metazoa; Mollusca; Bivalvia; Mytilida; Mytilidae. The transcript has a single exon. The coding region runs from base 1 to 435 and encodes 144 amino acids.
AUGGUGGUGGUGUCCUGCUUUAACAAAGUAUUAGGCUGUACGUACUACGGCUUUUUUAUGACGUUUGAAGGUCUUGCUUCAAUGCUUCUUUUGACCAUGAUUACCGUCGACCGGUAUAUAUACGUUGUUAAACACAAUUUAUCAAAACAACAACUAACCAAACCAAUCAUUAUAACUUUAACUGUAAGCGUUCUCAUGACUUUUGGAUUCACCGUUAGUCCUUUACUUGGGUGGAACAAGUAUACAUAUGCAGGAGUUGGUACCUCAUGCGCAAUAGAUUUAGCUACAGAAAACAACAACGGCCAAUCAUUCGUGAUAACCAUCCGUGUUAUCUACUUUGCUUUACCUGUUUCUCUGAUGAUAUUUGCAUACGGAUCUAUCUAUGUAAAGGUUUGUACAACCUUCCAAGGAUAUCAAAACAAAAGCAUGAAAUAA